AUGGAGGCAAGUAGGCAACUAACGCCUUCUCAUCUAGAUUCAACUGAAAUCAUUCAUCGCGACCACUCACAGUUUGCUCGAUCUCCGGUUAAAAGCGACUACCUUCGACCAUGUUAUUUCACUAACUGGGCCCAAUAUAGAAACGGUCGAGGAAAAUACAUGCCCGAGGAUUAUGUGCCCGGUCUGUGUACUCACAUACUUUUCGCAUUCGGAUGGAUGAACGAGGAUUACACUGUUAGAGCGUUUGACCCGGCCGAUCUGCCGAAUGAUUGGGCUGGAGAUGGCAUGUUCAAGCGUGUAAACGCUCUCAAGCGCACCGAUCCAGGUCUGAAGACACUCUUAUCUAUUGGUGGAUGGAGUUUUGGAACGCGUCUGUUUAAGGAUAUGUCUCAAACACCAGUCCGCAGAAAGGUGUUCAUCACCUCCGCUAUUGCAUUUGUUCGUAAGUGGGAUUUUGACGGUAUCGACAUCGACUGGGAGUAUCCAUCUGGUCCGGACGACGUUAGAAACUAUGCCAGCUUUAUUCAGGAACUCCAUGAUGCUUGCGUUGAAGAAGCUGUCCAGAGCGGUAAGCCUCGUCUAUUAGUAACGGCUGCAGUCUCUGCUGGUGAAAGUACCAUUGACGCCGGAUACGAUGUACCAAGCAUUGCCAACUAUCUUGAUUUCAUUCUUUUGAUGAACUAUGAUUUCCACGGUGCAUGGAGUACGGAAACCGGCUUCAACUCACCUCUCUAUUCAAGAGAGGAUAUGCCAGAAGCGGAAAAAGUUUGGAAUAUUGACUGGGCUGCUAAUCAUUGGUACGCUAAAGGCAUGCCUAAGCAAAAAAUCAUCAUUGGAAUCCCAACUUAUGGAAGAGGGUGGACACUAAAAGAUCCAACAAAUAUCAAAGUCGGCAGUCUAGGAAGCCCAGCAAAGAUCACACAAUUCACUCAAGAAGCUGGAGUAGCAUCGUAUUAUGAGUUCUGUGAAAUGCUUGCAACCGGUGCCACUCGUUACUGGAACUCUGAGCAACAAGUCCCAUACCUUGUUCAAGGUGAUCAGUGGUGGAGUUAUGAUGAUGAGGAGUCCAUUAGCAACAAGAUCGCAUGGAUCAAACGCAAUAAGUACGGAGGGGCAUUUGUGUGGACCUUGGACUUUGACGAUUUCAACGCUAAGUGCACAAAUUCGGAUGGGCAACUCUAUCCACUUAUUAGCAUUAUUGCCAGAGAUCUUGGUGGAGUUAUCAUUCCUAAGGUGGGUGGAAUUGAGAUUUUCGAACAGAUUGCACAUACGUUAGCAGAGCAUCUUAAAAUUAUUUCAAAACGAUUUUCUGAGGAAGUUCUGCAGAUUGUUGAGAUCGCUGACCAAUAUUUGCCAGUCGAGCUCCGUCAACCAGAAAUCCCAUUUCGCACCGGUUACGUCAUGUCAUGUCCGGCUACGCUGCAUUUUUCUCGUUUGCGAGGUUAUUGUGUGCGGAUUGCUGACUCGGACUGUGCAUCGCCGACAAUCGUCACGUCCACAUUGGCUACCACAACAAAAACAUCAGGGACUAGUGAGUUCGGUUGCGUUUCCUGA
This is a messenger RNA of Strongylus vulgaris, 1554 nucleotides long. NCBI's taxonomy places the organism in Eukaryota, Metazoa, Nematoda, Chromadorea, Rhabditida, Strongylidae. The record is from the annotation of a GenBank genome assembly.